AUGGCUGCAGAGGGAAGGUUGAGGGAGCUAGCACAGUUUAACAUGAAUUCAAAAGAUCCAGCGCUUGCUGCAAAGAAAUUAAUCGACCAAAGAGCACUUGGCACUGCCGCGAUGAACAGGCGAAGAAAAAGAAUGGAAUGUAGUACUGGUGCAGGAAAAGGCAAUGGUGAAGUCAGACGAAUUCAUAUUGUUUACUUCCUGAGUCGUGGGGGUCGCAUUGAACAGCCCCAUCUCAUUCGCGUUCAGCAUCUCACUCGAAAUGGGGUUUACCUGCGAGAUAUCAAAAGUUGGUUUGCUGAUAUGCGAGGUAAAGAUAUGCCAGAGGCCUUUGCUUGGUCCUACAAGAGGUUUCAACUAAGAUACAAGAGUGGCUAUGUCUGGCAAGACUUAAUGGAUGAUGAUCUAAUUACCCCGAUCUCUGACAAUGAAUAUGUUCUUAAGGGCUCUGAAACUAUCCCCUCUUCACCAUUUGAUCCUUGUGCUUAUAUUGAAAGGAGAAGCUGUUCCAUCUUCAGAAAUAACGAUCAAAAUAAACCUUCACCGAAUAAAGAAGAAAUUCCAGGAUACGCAGAAGAUUCUGUAGUGCUCGAUUCCCCUACCAAGACCUCUUCCGUAUUUUACCAGGAUUUGCCUCUCUUGGGUUCAGAGAGGUCGACUUUGACGGACGAUUCAUCACUAAAGAUAAAUGAAGAAGACAAAAUCAAAGAAAGAGAAACUUGCGAAAAUGAUUCUUCUUUUUAUACCGCUCUGUUGAACCAGAAGCAGACAACGAACACGACGGCAAAUAACACCAGCAACAACGACGAAGAAAAGAUGGGUAAGCAAGGUUCAUUAUUCUCAUCUUCUAGGCCAUCCUUUGCAAAGAGCAAGAGCUACUCAAACGGGGCUUCCAGUAUGUUCCGCAAUUGGAUUAAAUGCGGUGCCGUAGAAACAAAAGACUCUGUUUUAGUCUCUGUUAACCGGGCUGAUAAAGCUUGUUCAACAAAGUCUACCAACGCCACCCAUCCCGAUAAAAUGGCUGCAGAGGAGCUUUGA
Mangifera indica (mango) is the source of this 1035-nucleotide messenger RNA. Its product is annotated as protein SOSEKI 1-like. The record is from RefSeq and is a predicted model, not a curated record. Bases 1 to 1035 code for a protein of 344 amino acids. NCBI's taxonomy places the organism in Eukaryota, Viridiplantae, Streptophyta, Magnoliopsida, Sapindales, Anacardiaceae. The transcript has 7 exons.